AUUGCAGAGGCUCACUUCGCCUUGACCUUGUCCUCCGCACUGCUCGGGUUCAGCCUUAUCCCUUCUUGCAAUCAUUCUGAUGACCAGAAAGCAAGAGAUAGAGUCACCGAACUAGAAUCCGAAGACAUGUAUGUCUCUCCUUUCAAGUGAUUCGUUACAGCUAGAAACAAGUAGACGCGAUCAAUUGACGACAACCUACCACAAUCAUCGGUUUAUCCAUACGUUUCCGAAGACGCGACGGUUAUACCAAGGUCCAGCUCAGCAAGACUUCGGGCGGCUCAAUACGCAGAAACAGUGUGUGUUCGCGCGGGCCAGCACCAAGCUUCAAAAUAUUGGCACUUCGCUACGUCUGGCGGUGAAUCGAUGAGAGGAUGGCUAAGAUUUAUCUUGAACAAGUUCAAGUUCAGAAGUGCGUCCUACCAGCACGUGACAAACGCGCCCACGUGAGGAUCUCUCCAAAGUGACAGCGCGGGAAGGCCGGUCGCGUCGUUGACAACGCGUUCAAAGGCAUCAAUUGAAGAGAUUCCUUCCUUACCGUCAUGCCAGGCCCUCGUAACGCGAAGAAACAGAAGAAACUACAAUCCAAGAAGGAAAAGAAAUCGAAGACAGCUCGACAAGUGUCGAGUCCACCGUUAUCUGCCCAUUCGCUACCCGUAUCAUCAUCUGUAGAAUGCCAGCGCCAUGAACAACUUGCUUUCGUCGAGUCCGUAGCACCAAGUCUUCAUAUCUCGACACCAUCACACCCGCUCACGCCACCAUGUCUAAUUUAUACCCAAGCUCGCACGCCUGAGCCACUUUAUCAUGACUUUCACGAUGACGACUAUUACGAUGUUAAUGCAACUGAUGACGAGUACUAUAGCUACGGGUACUCUCUACCCAAAGAGCCAUUCAUUCAGGAUCCAGGAAAUGGUCCUCGUGUUAAAGAUAUCAACGCGUUCCUUGCGUCUUCCUUCGCGACACCACCUUCACUCGACGAUCCCCUCUGCGCAGAGUUCGCACAGGAGGAUUUGAUCGACAUGUUGUGUAAUGUAUUACCAGAAGAGACUGCACUAAUUCUCUGGUAUAACAAGAGUCGCUUAAACGCACGAAUAUGUCCAGCGUGUCAACGACUGUAUCGCCUGGGUGAUAUCUUGCCUGAGCACAUACCAACCGGUGAAGACGAGUCUCCACCAGGGACUCAACCAAUGUCACAAUCCCUAUACCGCGAACAGAGCAUCAGUGGAAUCUGUUCUCCAAUGUGCUUUAUCCUCGCCGCGUUUCACUAUCCUGCGGCGAUUAGCUCAACGUUUGGCCGUAUGGCUGAAGAGCUCUCAGAUGAAACAUGGGCCCUGCUAGAUAGUCCUAGCUCACGUCCGACGAACGAUAUGGGUCUUGGCAUGUUGCUCAAGAUGACGAGAUGUCAUGACCUUGGUCUGGGCCAACUGCUUUUUCCAGAGUUAGCAUCGGAAGACGAUGAGAGUCCUUCCGAGUGCGGGUCGGAUUGCUGGAGCUAUACUGACAAUAGCUUGGAAGAAGAGGAGCAGCGAGGAAGAAAACUGACCAGAGACUGAUGGAGUCUGUCUGCCUAGGUGACUUGAUAUCUCACUCUUGUGGAAACUCGACACAUAGCUAUACAAGGGCUCUAGACAAUACCAAUGAGGAAACACGAAGUCCUAUAUGCAGUGACGCAACCAUAGGUUCAGCGUGCUCUGUGGUACGCAUAAUGGUCGGCUUUGAAUAGCGUCGAGAACGCCCGGAACUGGGCUCUGCAAUUUAAGCACCAUAGGAUGGCAUCACAUUUGAGGACGACGAUUGGCGAGAACCCUGUUGCGAAGCCACAAGGUCUGUAGGUGGUUGAUGAUCAUCUGAAGCAUCCUUAGUUGUGGUGCGAGCGGAUGUCAACUCCGCUGAAGCUUGAGAAGAGAUCGGAUGGGUGCGUUGUUCUGAAGGUCAACUUUCUCUCGUACCGUUAGGUACUGAUUCAUUCAAAGAAAGCGACGUAGACACA
This is a messenger RNA of Somion occarium, 1987 nucleotides long. Lineage: Eukaryota; Fungi; Basidiomycota; Agaricomycetes; Polyporales; Cerrenaceae. The record is from the annotation of a GenBank genome assembly.